Molecule: messenger RNA, 1100 nt
Organism: Leptomonas pyrrhocoris
Lineage: Eukaryota; Euglenozoa; Kinetoplastea; Trypanosomatida; Trypanosomatidae
Exons: 1
Coding region: 48-1100 (350 amino acids)
Molecular function (GO): RNA binding
Source: RefSeq, a predicted model, not a curated record
GAAAACUCACACCAAUAAGUCGCGCGAGCAAAUCGCGGCGCUGAAUAAUGGUGAACGCCGCGGCGGUGGUGUACGUCUUCCUUGGCGAUGCGGAGAAGGCGGUCACCAUGGAGGACAUCAAAGAGUGGUUGCAAAUCAUCGACGAUGUGGUCGAAAUUAAACUCCAGUACGACGCCGCUGCGAAGCGCACGUGCUACUCGGUGGAGUUCCGCAAACACACAUCGGCGCAGCAGGCGGUUCAGUACUUGGACGGGGCCCGCUUUAAAAACUGCGUUGUGAGCAUUCGGUCACGCGUUUUUGCUGCCGUGGAGGCGGACGCUCCACACGCGGCUUAUGCAUCUGCCAAUGACGCGCAAGUGGCGUCAUCGUCGGCUGUGUUGAACAGUGUUUCGUCUUCUUCCCUGACCCGCAAGCGCUGCCGAGAGACGGGGGAACUGCCGUGUAAUCACCUUCUCCCUGCUGAUCUUCAGAUGGACCAGCUCUUGGUAGAGCAGCUGUCCGACGCGAGCACGACAGAGGGGUCUGAGGAGGUGGCGGCUCACUGGAGAAAUCUGAAGACGCUACAAGAGGAAUUAACGAUGACGUAUAGCGACUUGCGCACGGCGCAGGAGGAUCUCACCGCGGCGGAUGCGCGGCUGGCGAAGCUGCUGCAUGUCCAUCCGAGUGUGGCCAACGACGACGCGACGAAGGCCAACCACGUCUCUGCCGGCGCGAAGGCUGCGCCCUACCCGUUGGCGGCACGCCGCUGCGUCAGUCACCAGCGCGGCAUUUUGACCGACGCCCACACCCCCAACAGCGUGGUGUCCUUCGUGACCUCCUCCUUCGGUCCCAUCUCUUUUUGCUCCGUCACCGCCACUCCGCGAGAGUUCUUUCUCGUGCUGAAGUUUGUCUUUCUGGCGGACGAGGAACGCUUCCUCGCCGCUGCAGCUACUGGCGGCAGCGUAAACAACCAAGGGCUGUCCGCGAGGUCGGAGAAGGAAAGAGCUCUUCUUCGCCUCCUGUGGGCGAGCAUUGACUUUACGCUGACACCGCGAGACUUUGCGGCUCUCUCUCCCGCAGAGGCAAACCGUCAGCAAGCCGUGCGGCAACUCCUGAGCUGA